AUGACAGGUCGCGGAAAAGGCGGGAAAGGUUUAGGAAAGGGUGGGGCUAAAAGACACAGGAAAGUGUUGCGCGACAACAUCCAGGGUAUUACUAAACCGGCUAUCAGAAGAUUGGCGCGACGUGGCGGGGUGAAAAGGAUUUCUGGUUUAAUAUACGAGGAGACCAGAGGAGUUUUAAAAGUGUUUUUGGAAAAUGUCAUUCGCGACGCAGUUACGUACACGGAACACGCCAAAAGGAAGACCGUUACGGCAAUGGAUGUAGUGUACGCUUUGAAGCGGCAAGGGCGGACGUUGUACGGUUUCGGCGGAUGA
Messenger RNA from Amyelois transitella, 312 nucleotides. RefSeq names its product histone H4. The record is from RefSeq and is a predicted model, not a curated record. The transcript has a single exon. Gene Ontology annotation, biological process: nucleosome assembly. Gene Ontology annotation, molecular function: protein heterodimerization activity; DNA binding; structural constituent of chromatin. NCBI's taxonomy places the organism in Eukaryota, Metazoa, Arthropoda, Insecta, Lepidoptera, Pyralidae. Gene Ontology annotation, cellular component: nucleosome. Bases 1 to 312 code for a protein of 103 amino acids.